UGAUCAUUUAAUGAGUUUCAUUGAAUGCGAGUAUUCCUUUCGCUGCAAAAUUAGGUACCAGCAAAGCAUAAAGCACCACUUUACCACUUCUUGACUUCCAAAUCUCUCAUUAUAUAUAUAAACCAAUAUAUCUCAACGAUAACCGCGGAACCAUUAAUGAGAGUUUGAUUCUGAUAGUUGCGGUGUGGCAGAUUGUGAAUCAGAGAGAAGCUUCUUCCUCAUUUACACCCUAUAAAAAUUUCCGGAAAUAUCAUUCAUUUGGAACCAACUUUAUCUCUUCUCUUCUCAUUCAGCACAUUCAUAUUCUUUCCUGGGAAAAUUUGAUUUAUUUAUCUGGUUUCCCAGGAAAUAGUAAUCAAAGAGCAAUAUGGAAAUAUCCAAUGUGAUGCUUCUUGUCGCGGUCGUCGCAGCGUAUUGGCUAUGGUUCAAGAGGAUCUCAAGGUGGCUAAAGGGCCCACGUGUCUGGCCUGUAUUGGGCAGUCUUCCUGGUCUGAUAGAGCAGCGUGACAGGAUGCAUGAAUGGAUCACCGAGAACCUCCGUGCGUGCGGUGGCACUUACCAGACUUGUAUCUGCGCCGUGCCUUUCUUGGCGAGGAAGCAAGGUCUCGUGACUGUCACGUGUGACCCGAAGAAUCUCGAACACAUGCUCAAGACCCGGUUCGAUAACUACCCUAAAGGUCCUACAUGGCAAUCCGUCUUCCACGACCUUCUCGGUCAGGGUAUUUUCAACUGUGACGGUGACACCUGGCUCUUCCAACGCAAAACCGCCGCUCUCGAAUUCACUACGAGGACGUUGCGGCAAGCCAUGGGUCGGUGGGUCAACCAAGGAAUUAAGCUCCGGUUCUGUCCAAUGCUUGAAUCGGCUCAAGCCAAAUCCGAGCCGGUUGAUCUCCAGGACUUGAUACUCCGGCUCACAUUUGAUAACAUUUGCGGAUUGGCGUUCGGUAAGGACACGAGGACCUGUGCGCCGGGGCUUCCCGAGAAUGGUUUUGCCUCGGCUUUUGACCGAGCCACAGAAGCCUCGCUUCAACGGUUUAUUUUGCCGGAGUUUCUGUGGAAGCUGAAGAAAUGGCUUGGACUCGGCUUAGAAGUCAGCUUGAGUCGAAGCUUGGAAGAAAUUGAUGGAUAUCUAGCAAAGGUCAUAAAUACACGUAAGCAAGAGUUGAUGAGUCAGCAAGAAAGUGGGGCCCAGAGACACGACGAUCUCCUCUCGCGUUUCAUGAUGAAGAAGAAAGAAUCGUACAGCGACACAUUCCUCCAACACGUGGCGCUCAACUUCAUCUUAGCUGGACGUGACACGUCAUCCGUUGCGCUGAGCUGGUUCUUCUGGCUUAUCACGAUGCAUCCAACCGUUGAGAACAAAAUCGUCCGCGAGAUCUGCUCCGUUCUGAUCGAGACGCGUGGCAUUGAUGACGUCACGUCUUGGACGAAGGAGCCGUUAGGAUUUGACGAAAUCGACCGAUUGGUUUACCUCAAGGCGGCGCUUUCGGAGACGCUCAGGCUUUACCCGUCGGUGCCGGAAGAUUCCAAGCACGUCGAGAACGACGACGUUUUACCGGACGGUACUUUCGUUCCGGCGGGAUCUUCGGUGAGUUAUUCGAUUUACGCGGCGGGGAGGAUGAAAUCGACUUGGGGAGAAGAUUGUCUUGAGUUUAAUCCGGAGAGAUGGAUCUCGCCGAUCGACGGGAAAUUCAUCAAUCACGAUCAAUACCGGUUCGUGGCAUUCAACGCCGGACCAAGGAUUUGCCUGGGAAAAGACUUGGCGUAUCUUCAGAUGAAGACAAUCGCGGCGGCGGUGCUCCUCCGACACCGGCUCACGGUGGUUCCGGGGCACAGAGUGGAACAGAAGAUGUCGUUGACGCUCUUUAUGAAGAACGGACUUCUGGUUUAUCUGCAUAAGAGGGAUCUCGAAGGAAUCAUCAAGAGUCUAGUGGUGGCGAAGAGAGACGGUGUCGUUAACGGCAAAUGUAACGGCGUCGCUGGUGAAGGCGUCACCGUUUACUAUAAUACGGGUGUUACGGUGGCUUAAGAGGCCCAAUAAGGCCUCUGAUUUAUACAUACACAUUUUUUAUGCCAGGAAAUCAAUUGGAUAGAAAUACGAUAUUGGUUUCUGUUCAAUAUGAAACUGUAAGCAUAUAUAUACUCCAAUUAGUAAUUUACCGGGUUGUUUUCUUUUUUUGUAAACUUUUGGAUUUUCUUUUAACGAAAUUAUUGUAAGUUUGUAACCAGAGCAUAUAUAUAGUCCAAAAAUAAGUACUACAUUUUACUUGGUAAAUUAACAAGUGUGUUAAAAAAAAAUUAUUAAUAAAAGAGAAUUGCUGUA
This is a messenger RNA of Thlaspi arvense, 2323 nucleotides long. The record is from the annotation of a GenBank genome assembly. NCBI's taxonomy places the organism in Eukaryota, Viridiplantae, Streptophyta, Magnoliopsida, Brassicales, Brassicaceae.